Musa acuminata AAA Group (dessert banana) is the source of this 1103-nucleotide messenger RNA. Its product is annotated as large ribosomal subunit protein uL13w. Gene Ontology annotation, biological process: translation; negative regulation of translation. Lineage: Eukaryota; Viridiplantae; Streptophyta; Magnoliopsida; Zingiberales; Musaceae. Gene Ontology annotation, cellular component: cytosolic large ribosomal subunit; ribosome. Gene Ontology annotation, molecular function: structural constituent of ribosome; mRNA binding. The record is from RefSeq and is a predicted model, not a curated record. The coding region runs from base 256 to 876 and encodes 206 amino acids. The transcript has 4 exons.
AGACGACGUUCGAUUCUUUGCUGUCGAGGAGGCUCUUCUUUUCAGCCAUAUUUUUAUGUGAAAUGUAUGUAGUUCAUGUCGAACCGCUGACCAAAAUGGCGCACACACAAAACGGAUUCGGAUCGAUUCGACCCCGUUCUGUAUCGUGAAAGACCGGAAAAAAACCCUAGCCGCCGAUCCGUAUAAAGGUUCCCAAGAUGGUGAGGAGCUUUCCUUUGCCACGGGAAGGCGUUGAAGAAGGCGAAGUCUGCUGCAAUGGUGUCUGGGUCGGGGUUGUGCGCGCGACGGGUGGUGGUGGACGCGCGUCACCACAUGCUAGGACGGCUGGCGUCAAUCGUCGCCAAGGAGCUCCUCAACGGGCAGCGGGUCGUGGUCGUCCGCUGCGAGGAGAUCUGCCUCUCCGGGGGCCUCGUCCGCCAGAAGAUGAAGUACCUCCGCUUCCUCCGCAAGCGCAUGAACACCAAGCCAUCGCACGGCCCCAUCCACUUCCGCGCCCCCGCUAAGAUCCUCUGGCGCACCAUCCGAGGGAUGAUUCCUCACAAAACGAAGCGUGGGGCUGCGGCGCUAGCAAGGCUCAAGGCGUAUGAGGGUGUGCCGCCACCUUACGAUAAAACAAAGAGGAUGGUUAUUCCGGAUGCCCUCAAGGUAUUGAGGCUUCAGCCUGGGCAUAGAUAUUGUUUGCUAGGUCGACUGUCAUCGGAGGUUGGAUGGAAUUACUAUGAUACGGUUAAGGUGCUCGAGGCAAAGAGGAAAGAGAGGGCCAAGGUGGCUUAUGAGAGGAGAAAGCAGCUCACAAAGCUUAGGUUGAAGGCAGAGAAGACUGCCGGGGAGAAGCUCGGCUCCCAGCUUGACAUCCUUGCGCCACUGAAGUACUGAGUUGAUUACAUCCCUUUUUCCAUAAACAUCAGGAGCCUUUCUGUCAUUUUUAUUUGGUCAGACUAAAGCUUAUCCUGGUUUGGUUGUGUAAUCUGCAACAUCAGAUUUCUUAAAAUUACGCUUUAUUUUGGACAGGUCUAAUGCUUUGCAGGAACACACGGUUAAAAUCCAUCGUAGUAUGUUCUGCUGUGCUUAAUGUUCACCUUAUAGAAACUUGAUGCUUCUUA